CAACUUAACUCAAGGUCGUCUCAAGGUCCUGCACCACGGUGUAAAAGACUACACAUGCCUCAAAACGAGCAUAUUGAACUCCACCGGAAACGCCAUGGCUAUCGCUUUGAUUACUUUGAAAGAAAGCGGAAGAAAGAAGCUCGUGAGCCACAUGAAAGAAGCCGCCAAGCUAAGAAACUUCGAGGAUUGAAAGCGAAAAUAGCAAAUCGAGAAAGAUUUAAGGAGAAAGUUCAGAUGAAGAAGACUCUACGUAUGCAUGAGAUGAAGGGGAAGAAUCAAAAGGUCGAUGAAGCCGGGCGGUCAGGAGAGGUUCCGGCCUAUCUGUUGGAUCGUGGUGAGCAGAUAUCCGCCAAAGUUUUGUCUAACACCGUCAAACAAAAGCGAGCUGAAAAGGCGGGAAAAUGGGAGGUCCCACUACCAAAGGUCAGAACUGUGUCUGAAGCCGAGGCAUUUAAAGUUGUACGAACUGGAAAGUCAAAACGUAAAGCUUGGAAACGUCUAGUUACAAAAAUGUGCUUUGUGGGAGAUACAUUCACAAGAAAACCUCCGAAGUUCGAACGUUUUAUCCGUCCAAUGGGUUUACGUGUGAAGAAGGCUAAUGUUACUCAUCCCGAACUGAAAACCACCUUUCAACUACCAAUAAUAGGUGUCAAGAAAAACCCAAGUUCUCCUAUGUAUACUACACUUGGCGUUAUAACCAAAGGCACAGUCAUUGAGGUGAAUGUCAGUGAUUUGGGUUUAGUUACACCAGGUGGCAAAGUUGUAUGGGGUAAAUAUGCUCAAGUAACAAAUAAUCCUGAAAAUGAAGGUUGUGUAAAUGCUGUUCUUAUUGUAUAAAUAAAAACUGAUUUAUUCCUA
Messenger RNA from Trichobilharzia szidati, 858 nucleotides. Lineage: Eukaryota; Metazoa; Platyhelminthes; Trematoda; Strigeidida; Schistosomatidae. The record is from the annotation of a GenBank genome assembly.